AUGCAAAAUACUUACUUUGUUAUUAUUGGAAGUAAUGAUAGAUUACUUUAUGAAUAUCCAAAAGAAAGUGCAAUGAAAUAUGCAUCAGAUAAUGAAUAUGUUUUAAAUCAAUUUGUUAUUCUUUCAGCAUUAGAUUUUAUUGAAGAAAAGAAAAAAACAACACCAAAAAUGUAUUUUAAAUCAAUUGAUGUUUAUGGAUCACACCAUUUAUCUGCAUUUGUUACAUCAGGAAAUAUUAAAUUUGUAUUAAUGUCAACAAGUAAAACUGAUGAUACAAAAGGAUUUUUUACAUCAGUUUAUGAAGAUUAUGUUAAAAUUAUUUUAAAUCCAUUUUAUGAAUUACAAACACCAAUAGAAUCAGAAGGACUUAAUACACAUAUUAAACAAUUAUUAAAACAAUACAAAUUAGAAUAA
Entamoeba dispar SAW760 is the source of this 414-nucleotide messenger RNA. Its product is annotated as trafficking protein particle complex subunit, putative. The record is from RefSeq and is a predicted model, not a curated record. The coding region runs from base 1 to 414 and encodes 137 amino acids. Lineage: Eukaryota; Evosea; Mastigamoebida; Endamoebidae. The transcript has a single exon. Gene Ontology annotation, biological process: endoplasmic reticulum to Golgi vesicle-mediated transport. Gene Ontology annotation, cellular component: TRAPP complex; cytoplasm; nucleus.